AAAGCAUACCACCAAGAACACUUAAAAGAAAUCAUUUAGCAUAUUUCUUAAGUAAACUUAUUCUACUUUGUGUCUUUUUUUUUUUUUUUUUUGAGACAAAGUCUCGCUGUGUUGCUCAGGCUGGAGUUCAGUGGUGCGAUCUCAGUUCACUGCAACCUCUGCCCCUCGGGUUCAAGUGAUUCUCCUGCCUUAGCCUCCCGAAUAGCUGGGAUUACAGGCGCCUGCCACCGUGCCUAGCUAAUUUUUGUAUUUUUAGUAGAGACAAGGUUUCACCAUGUUGGCCAGGCUGGUCUUGAACUUUUGAUGCCGUGAUCCAUCCACCUUGGCUUUCCAAAGUGCUGGGAUUACGGGCGUGAGCCACUGGGCCCAGCCCUAUUUUUGUUUUUUAAUGAGUGCUAAAAAAUGAAGAGAAACAGCAAGGUAAGGACUAUUGGUUUGAAAGAUCUGUGAACUUUUCAGCCAAUUAUUGCCCACAUUUGGGGCUAAAUGGUAGGUUUUGAAACCCUUAAGGGAGCUUUGGGUUUCAGUGGAGAAAGGCAUUUAUUUAGUGGAGAAUUGAGUGCUUAAAGUCCUAAAGUCCACACCUUUAAAAAGGUUAAGAUUUCAUACUUUAAUUGCAACAUAAAUAAUGGAGGGAGCUCUUCAAAAUGUCCACUUUUCCUUUCUCCUUUUAAUAUUGUUUCUUCCUCAUCCCCUUUUCCUUGAAUAAACAACAACAGCAAAACCUACCCUGCUUUCACAGUGAGUGUACUAUAGAAGACAAGGGAGAAGGAAUCCUGCUGGAAGAAGUUGGUGAGCCUAGGUGACUCCCUUGAUAAAGGAUGAAAGCUUUCCAGAUGAGUGUUCCAAAAAAGUGUAGUCUCCAGACCACCUGCUCAGAAUCCCCUGGAGUACUCGUUAAGCAUGCAUGCCCAGGCUUUACCCGAGUUCUUUUGAAGUAGACUAGGGAAAGAGCUAGGAAUCUACCCCCACUUUUUUUUUUUUUUUGAGAUGGAGUUUUGCUCUUGUUGCCUGGGCUGGAGUGCAGUGGCAUGAUCUCAGCUCACUGCAACCUCCACCUCCUGGGUUCAAGUGGUUCUCCUGCCUCAGCCUCUCAAGUAGCUGGGAUUACAGGCAUGCGCCACCAUACCUGGUUAAUUUUGUAUUUUUUUAGUAGAGAUGGGGUUUUGCCAUGUUGGUCGGGCUGGUCUCGAACUCCUGACCACAGGUGACCCACCCACCUCGGCUUCCCAAAGUGCUGGGAUUACAGUGUGAGCCACCACGCCCGGCCUGCCUUUUUGUUUUUGUUUUGUUUGAAAUAAGCUCCCUCCAGUAAUUUUUAGGAUAAAUAUCAAGUUUGAGAUGCUUUAAUAUUAUUGUACAUAGGGUAGUUUGAUCAAGAUCAUUUGAUGAGAUAAUUAGAAUUGUGGAAAACAAAGGACUAGUCUUUAAUACCCAAAACAUAUUUGUUAGAAAACAGCAAAUAGGAACCCCAUGGGGGAGUAACACUUUUUAUUGAACACUUUAACAAUGAAUAGAAAAAUAGGGAACCAAGCUGUUUGUGGCCAGGGCUUUUGUAUGUCCAUGUAUAAAGUUGGAACUAGGGAGCUCCAAGAUGGUUAAGAACUAUGAAUAGAGUUCCUACUGCUCAAAGACAUGGCUUUCAUAAACAUCUUGGUUUUUAAAGCAAAGUUCCAGUAUUCUUAUAGGGAACCUGUUUUGUAUGUAAAUCAGCAUCUCCCUCAGAAUUCCAGGGUUUUGAAAUCACUUGUAGAAGGGCCUAUUGGUGGUACUGAGAGGAGAAGCAGAGUGAGUGAAAAAGUAUUUACUGGAAUAAUACCAAGUGUCAGACAUAGAGUGUCAGACAUAGUUAAGACUUUAGUAGUUUGAGGUAAUCCUGGGAGAUAAGACUAAAACUGGCAACUCCGGGCUUAAAUAAUUUCUUCAGGGCAAUAUUAGGAGAGAUGACAGGCACAAAGCAAUGCGGGAUUAAUAUCCAGGUGAAUUUUGCAGACAGUUGCGGUGGCCCCAUGUUCCAGUCUUCGGGGGUAGAUGCUGAGACAAAGGCAGGUCUCCUUUCAUGUUUUGAGACAAGGUCUGGCUCUAUUGUCCAGUGCAGUGGCUCGAUAUUGGCUCAUUGCAACCUCCGCCUCCUGGGCUUAACCCAUCCUCCCACCUCAGCCUCCCGAAUAGCUGGGACUACAGGCACACACCUCACCCAGCUUAUUUUUGUAUUUUUUGUAUAUUGGGGGUUUCACCAUAUUGUCCAGGCUGGUCUCAAAACCCGUGAACUUAAGCCAUCUGCCUACCUCGGCCUCCCAAAGCACUGAGAUUACAGGUGUGAGCCACUGCACCCAGCCAGGUCUCCUUUCAAGUCUAACUUCCAAAGUUACCAGAAACCAGAAUCUUAACUGAAUAGACAUCAGGACAUGAGUGGUAAUUGAAUAACUCUCCAACCAUCCUCUUUCUUAACUAUUCUUAACUGCAGAGGCUACCAGAACUUGACAGAAAACACAAUUUAUUUUGUUUCUUUCCUCUGAAAUAAUCCCUUCUUUUUGGAGGCAUUAAUAAUGUAUCUGCUUUUGGCUUGAUUAAAGUUGAGGCCUGAGGAGGACUGGAGGAUUGCUUUGAAGAUGAGGGAAGUGACAGAAUCUCUGGCGUACAUUAAAAGGAAGUAAGGGGUGAGGACUACCAAGAUUUAGAAGAGUCUUAGACUGUUAGAACUGCAAAUAAAUGUAGAAAUUUACUGGUUGUAGAGUCAUGUUGAGCUCCUCCUACUUCUACCAGGUGUAAACACAAAUCUCUUUUUUUGCUGUGUAUCUGUUCUUUAACAGUAGCACCAAAAUUCUGGUGGUAUAGGCUUCAGAUUUCCUGUCACUUCUCCUGUUUACUCACCAGCGCCUGACUAUUCUAGGCAUCACCUUCUUGCCCGUUUACUUUUGCCUGGACCAUUUCAUCAGUCUUUAACUGGCCUCCCACUUCUGAUCUCCCUCCUCUUCCAGUUCCUAUUGCCAGUCAUCUUCCUGAUUGCUACUCGCUGGCCACAGAUCUGCAUCCAGAAUGAAGUGGGAGCUCCUUAGCUUGGUAUUCAAUGCCCUCCAGGGUCUAGCCCCAACCUGCUUUUCUGGUUAUCUCCUGCUCUGCUCCCUCACUUACUGGAGGCUCCCAGGAAUAUCAUUGCAGCUAAAAUAUUUCUCCCUACAGUUUUCCUCCUCGCUUCUAUUCUUUAUUUCAACACCUGUCUUCUCUUCCUACCCCAAUCCACUUUUCCAACUGCCUACCUGUUCAGAAUACAAGGCCAAAGUUUUCCAUUCCUUUCCUCCUCUGUUCCCACGACAAUCCCAUAAAUCUUUAUUUUUGGAAAAGGAGGAAUCCUGCCAAUGAUAAUUUUUUGGCUUACAUAUCGAGGUCAGAGAGCUAGUCUUAUUAUUUAUGCCUGUGGUCCCAGGCAUAUGUUAGAGCCCAGCAGAUACCUAAGCAAAUAUGCCUGUUAAUGAUUAUAACAUUUAUUUGUUGAAUACCUAUUAUGUGCUAGACUCUAAAUGUUGUUAAUACUUAGUGAUUAAAUCCCCACAGCAGUCCUGUGAAGGAGGUGGUAUUAUCCAGGUUUACAGAAGAGAAAAUAAAAGCCUUGAGAAUUUAAGGAGCAUGCCCAGAUUACAAGCUAGUUAAGUGGCAGAGUCAGGACUGGAACCCAGGCCUGCUUGCCUGCAAAGCUCACUCUUGUGUACUCAUACUUCUGGCACUUGGCCUUAUGUUAUUGCUAUUGAGAUACAUGCUUGUGUCUUUGAUGAGAUGCUGUGGUGUGCUCAUGAUUCGAGGUCAGGCCCAUGCAAAUCUUGGUAUUCCUAGCAUAGUGCUGGCAUAUGGUAGGUGUUCAUUCAUUACAUGCUUGCUGAAUGGAACUUCAUUCUUCUGUGCCUACUUGUACUUUUCUUUAAGAGAACAAUGAGGCUGGGCUUCUUAAAAAAAAAAAAGAGAACAAUGAUACAUUUUAAUAUCUUCCAUACACUGAAAAAAAUUUCUUUAGAGGCAAGGUCUCGCUCUCACCCAGGCUGGAGUGCAGUGGCACUAUCAUGGCUCGCUGCAGCCUCAACCCCCCUGGGCUCAAGCAAUCCUCUUGCCUCAGCCGCCUGAGUAUCUGGGAAUACAGGUAUGUACCACCACACCUGGCCAAUUUUUAAAUUUUUUGUAAGAUAAGGUCUUUACAAAAGGAUUUUUGUUGGCUUAGGCUUAUUUUUUAAUACCUAGUAUGCAUUCAGUAAAUAUGUAUUGAGUGAAUAGAUGGUGGUAGGGCCAGAAGAGACUCACUUAAAGGAUUUAGUUCUAAGGUAUCUGGUUUUAUUGAAGAUGGGCUAUCAGGAACCAAGCUCUAGGUUGUUCAGAAGAGAUUCUAGGCAACAUACUGGAAAGCAGUUCAGAAUUAAAAGCUGUAUGACAGCAACAUUGUCUGCCUUCAGCAUUCUAUGCAGGUGUGUCCAGGUCAGUUGGGAACAAAGUCACUUCACAUCUAUUUAGCUAGUAUUUAUUGAACGCCUCUGUUGACAUCGGGCUAGGCGCUAUCUUUGUAAUCUCUAAUGCAAGUCUGUAGAGCAAUGUACUUAUUUAAAAAUUCAUUUGUCAGGCUGGGUGUGGUGGCUCAUGCUUGUAAUCCCAGCACUUUGAGAGGCCGAAGCGGGUAGAUCACUUGAGGUCAGGAGUUCGAGACCAACCUGGCCAACAUGGUGAAACCCCUUCUCUACUAAAAAUACAAAAAAUUAGCCGGGUGUGGUGGCCGGCGCCUGUAAUCCCAGCUACUCAGGAGGCUGAGGCAGGAGAAUCACUUGAACCUGGGAGGUGGAGGUUGCGGUGAGCGGAGAUCUGCCAUUGCACUCCAGCCUGGGCAACAAGAGUGAAACUCCAUCUCAAAAAAAAAAAAAAAAGAAAAAAGUAAUAUACAAACACUUGUUGACAAAUUUAUAUUUAUUUAUUUAUUUAUUUAUUUUUUGAAAUGGAGUCUCGCUCUGUCGCCCAGGCUAGAGUGCACUGUGCGAUCUCAGUUCACUGCAACCUCUACCUCCUGGGUUCAAGCGAUUCUCCUGCCUCAGUCUCCCGAGUAGCUGGGAUUGCAGGCAUGCGCCCCCACGUCUGGCUAAUUUUGUAUUUUUAGUAGAGACAGGGUUUCUCUAUGUUGGUCAGGCUGGUCUCCAACUCCCGACCUCAGGUGAUCCGCUUGCCUCAGCCUCCAAAAGUGCUGAGAUUACAGGUGUAAGCUACCACGCCCGGACUGAUUUUGUUUUUAAUGAUGACAACCACUCUAUAUGGCAGAGUGACACAUCUGAUAGACUUAUGUUACAAUUGCUGAAGAAAGUAAGUGGAAACUAAUAAUGCAGAUAUUUUUCAUUUGAUCCCUGAGUGCAGUUCCUAGAAUGCUGCAUCCUUUAGUAGCCACAUACCCAGUCCUUCUUACCCUCCCUGUCUAUCAAAAUAACACUCCUAGUCAUUGCUGUCUUUUGAGGUGUUGUGGAGGCUCUUGUAACCUGAAAGGUUGUUCUUUUCAUCUCACGCCCUUGUUUAUAUUCUUGAGGCUUGGCAAGUCAGCCAGCACUGGGUUUUUAAAGUGUCAUUAAGUAUAUGAUUUGACCACAGAGCAAGGGUGGAGAUUUUAUCUACUCCAAAGUAUUUCAAAUGAGUGAGUCCAGGUUACUUAGUGAGACUCCUUUACUUCUCCAAUAAUAAUGCCAUCUUAUUUGAAUAAAGCAGUUAUUCAAAGCCUCUUUUGAAUACUAGACUUAAGAAUCUGCUGAAAUCUAAGGAGCUAUUCCUGAGAAAAAUGCAAAUAAAUAAUCUUGCAUAUAAACUCAGACUAUUUGUGGAUCUGCUUCAGAAUAUCUGGUACAGAGGAUUACCCUUCAAAGUGUUACUGUACACACUUUGAAAAGUUGAAGGCUUCGUAGGUUUUUAAAAUUUUGUUAUAUGGCAAAUUUCUUUUCACUGGUAUUUGUUAUAGUGGAAUAUAUUCCUGUGUUCCUCCUUACUGAUUUAACCUUUAAAAAUAUUUUUCUGGGGCCGGGCGCAGUGGCUCACGCCUGUAAUCCCAGCACUUUGGGAGGCUAAGGCAGGUGGAUCACGAGAUCAGGAGUUUGAGACUAGCCUGGCCAACAUGGAGAAACGCCAUCUCUACUAAAAAUACAAAACUUAGCCAGGCGUGGUGGCUCGCGCCUGUAAUCCCAGCUACUCGGGAGGCAGAGGCAGGAGAAUCACUUGAACCUGGGAGGCGGAGGUUGUGGUGAGCCGAGAUCACACCAUUGUACUCUAGCUUGGGCGACAGAGCGAGACUCUAUCUAAAAUAAAAAUAAAAAAAAUUAAAUUUUUUUCUGUUCCUAAAGCAACAUUCAGAAGUGAAACUACUGGUUUGUAUAUAGUUUUUUUUUUUACAUUUGCUAUCUUUGGGAUUGUUUGAUUUAUUAAGUACCUACUCAGUAGUUGGAAACACUGUCAGAUAUAUUACAUAAUUUUCAUUCGCUAUAGUAAUUAUAUGGUAUAAAUACAGUUGUCCCUCGGUAUCUUCAGGGGAUUGGUUCCAGGACCCUUGUGUAUACCCAAAUUCAUACAUACUCAAGUCCCAAAGUCCACCCUGUGGAACCAGCAUAUAUGGAAAGUCAGCUCUCCGUAUUCACCGGAUGUGAAACUUCACAUCUCACAAAUGCAGUAUUUAUUUCUUUAUUUCUCACAAGCUUUUUUCUCUUUAAGGAGCAGGCAGACCUGUAUUUUUUAUCGCUUUUGGUAUAAGUGGAUCUGUGCAGUUCAAAGCUGUUUCCUUCAAGGGUCAACUGUAGUAGUAUUCCUGUCAUAUAAAUAAAGACACUGGAGGCUGAGAGGUUAAGCAAGCUGGCUAAGAUAAUACUAAUAGGUAAUAGGUCAAGAUUGGAACCCAGAUCGUCCCCUCCCACAGUCUGUGGUCUUUUCAGAAACUAAUUUUCAUUAAAAAAAAAAAAAUACAGAUAUCUGUCUUAUCAUAGCAAAGUUCACCUUUAAUAAUAAAAAACAAAACACAAAAUAUAUACACACAAACAUAACUUUAAAGAAAAUUAAGAUGAAAGAAACUGCCAGGCACAGUGGCUCACGCAUGUAAUCCCAGCAUUUUGGGAGGCUGAGGCGGGCGGAUCACGAGGUCAGGAGUUCGAGACCAGCCUGGUCAACAUGCUGAAACCCCGUCUCUAGUAAAAAUACAAAAAUUAGCCAGGCGUGGUGACUCGCGCCUGUAAUCCCAGCUACUCGGGAGGCUGAGGCAGGAGAAUCAUUUGAGUCCGGGAGGUGUAGGUUGCAGUGAGCUGAGAUCGUGCCAUUGCACUCCAGCUUGGGCGACAAGAGCAAGACUACGUCUCAAAAAAAAAAAAAAAAAAGUUAAGAUGAAAGAGAAACUAUACCUAAUGUCUUGCUAAUUCUGGCAAAUCAAACUAGGACUUUUACCACAUUUCUUCACAACUCAAUAUUAAACAGAUGCCAUGGUGGUAUGAAGGGAGAAAAGCUGCUAUGAAAGAAGGAACAGAAAAGUUUAGGGAGGUAGCUGUUAGGGUAAGUGUAUAUGUUAGAGUGUGGGACUCAAACCUGACUGAUUCCUGGCUUUGGCUCCAAAAAGUAUCUUAAAAAUCCAUUUGUUAUAGAUAAGUCUUAACAGCAAAACUUCACUGGAGAAAAAUAGUGGACUCAUGUGACUUCUUCCUUUAUUUGGUUACAGGGAGACAUGUGACCUUUGUCAUCCACCCUAUCACGUUUGUGUUGAGCAGUAUGGGUUGUGGGAAAGAGCUCAAGGAUGCUUGGAAUUAACCUAAACUAGAAAAGGAACUGAAAAUAUAGGAGAAAAGGCUGAAGAAAAGAGGAAAGGAAAUGGAGGACUGUAUUGAACCCUGGGUAGCAACUCUUGAGCGAAGAAAGAGGAAAAAGGGGGAAGAGGGGAGCUAAAUUAUCUCUGAGGCAACUCAGUCUCAUGGUUGCCUGAACUAGUCUAUACUGUGGGAAUAAGGUAGACUCCACUGGUUUCUUUGAAGUACCAGUGCACUUCUUGCUUUCUAUUCCUAGUCACAGACAAAUUUAUCAGUAGUGCAGUUUCUUCUUUUUAAGCUUCAUUUAAGUAAUUAUUAGUAGCACUUGGACCUUAGGUUAGGAAAUCACUGUUUAAUGACUUAAAGAUUAACUGGCAUGGAAAUCUCAUUCUUUAUAUGACUGGGGAAAAUUAUUGAACUUGAGAUUGUUUUACUUUGUAGCAAUGUCUAAAGGCAGAUUUUGUUUUUUUGUUUGUUUGCUUUUGAGGUGGGGUUUCGCUCUUGUUGCCCAGGCUGGAGUGCAAUGGUGCAAUCUUGGCUCACCCGCAACCUCUGCCUCCCAGGUUGAAGUAGCAGGGAUUACAGGCAUGCGCCACCACGCCCAGCUAAUUUUCUAUUUUUAGUAGAGACGUGGUUUCUCCAUAUUGAUCAGGCUGGUCUCAAACUCCUGACCUCAGGUGAUCCACCCACCUCGGCCUCCCAAAGUGCUGGGAUUACAGGUGUCAGCCACCGCACCCGGCCUAAAGGCAGAUUUUUAAAGGUGGAACAUAAUGCAAGUCUGCCGUUCUUAGGAUGAUCUAAGUUACAUGUUAAUAAAGUUCUUGGAGAUCUAGCAUAGAAUGCAUUCAGCACUGUAAAUCACAACUUAAUAAUGCUUGCCUUGAUAUGCUCUGUUGCUCUGAGCAAGUUGUGUGGGCUGUUAUCGCCUGAGAAAUCCCUGUAAAUGGUUUUAGUAAUACUUUAUAAGCAGGUUGGGAGAAUAUAGUUUUCUAAGGCAUUGUGAAAUUCUUAGAUGAAAGGGUCUUUAUGUAGCAAAUUGGUGUCAGCCUAUUUUCCUUCCUCUGAGCCAGAAGAAGAUAGGCACCAUAGGAUGGGAAGGGUUGGCUUAUCUGUUAGAAUUCUUUUGUAAGUAGCUUUUGUUGAAUUUUUUUUUUUUUUUUUGAGACGGAGUCUCGCUCUGUCACCCAGGCUGGAGUGCAGUGGCGCGAUCUCAGCUCACUACAAGCUCCGUCUCCCGGGUUCAGGCCAUUCUCCUGCCUCAGCCUCCAGAGUAGCUGGGACUACAGGCGCCUGCAACCACAACCGGCUAAUUUUUUGUAUUUUCAGUAGAGACGGGGUUUCACCGUGUUAGCCAGGACGGUCUCGAUCUCCUGACCUCGUGAUCCGCCCACCUCGGCCUCCCAAAGUGCUGGGAUUACAGGCGUGAGCCACCGUGCCUGGCUGCUUUUGUUGAAUUUAAAGUGGAUGUGAGAAGCUCCUAAGAAUAUCGUUCACUGUAAAAGCAGACUUUUUUGGAUUUGGGUCUUGGAAUUCUUAACUGUAUUUUCACCUAAGAUUUAAAACAAGUUUAAAUACUAGUUUGUAAUUGGCCAGACUUGGGAAAGAUAUGAUCCUUUAAAUGAUCCUGGGUCUCAACUUACCUUUCUUUCAUUUUUCUUUUAUUUCAGAAGAGGGAUAAGAACUUUUUCUGAAGAGCAGUCAACUUUUCCUUUCAGUGUAUAGGAUUACUUCCACAAAUCUGUGAACUUAAUCUUUGCUGCCAAAUAACUUACAGUAGAUGCUGGGAUAGUUUUAAAUCUAUUUUAAUUUAUACAUUCAGUACAUAAGUGCAUCCAUGUAAAAACAGCUAUGUUUGGAAGAUCUAAAACCCAGCUUUUGUUUUUGAGAAGCCAACAAUCUAAUAGGGUAGGAUCAUAUAUAUGUACAACUAACCGUAAUGCAUGGUGUUUUGAAAGAUGCAUGUAUCUCCCUGAAUUACCCCUAGUUAAUAAAAUAAUUGGGAGCAAAUGGUAAUAUAAGGAUUUUGGAGUAACUUACUACUACUAGAUUUUGCUGUUUAUACAUUUACAAAAAACUUUCUGCUAAUGCUAAAGAAAUACGAACAAGUCUAUAUGCAUAAAGGAAGGUAGGGCUAAUUUACUUCCUGGUGCUAUGAAACUGGCAACUGGACAGGUGCAAUUGUGGGUGUCUUUUUUUUUUUUUUUUUAAGAUGUACCUGUUGCAGCUUUGAAAGGCUGUUGAUGCUCAUGGGUUGUUUGUGUGCAUGUUCUCUUUAAAAACCAGACGUAUUCAUUCCUCUUUUUUUUUUUUUUGAGACGGAGUCUCGCUCUGUAGCCCAGGCUGAAGUGCAGUGGCGCGAUCUCGGCUUACUGCAAGCUCCGCCUCCCGGGUUUACGCCAUUCUCCUGUCUCAGCCUCCCGAGUAGCUGGGAUUACAGGCGCCCGCCACCGCGCCCGACUAAUUUUUUGUAUUUUUAGUAGAGACAGGGUUUCACCGGGUUAGCCAGGAUGGUCUCGAUCUCCUGACCGCCCGUCUCGGCCUCCCAAAGUGCUGGGAUUGCAGGCGUGAGCCACCGCCAUUCCCAUUGUUAUUAUACUUUGCUAUUUGCUGCCGGUGAGACAGAUAAGGAGUCACGUCUUUAACUGUACUUGAGUUUCCAGUGACCCCAUUAAAUCCAAUGGGUAAAUUUUCCCACGCAGAUUACUCACCCAAUUUACAGAUUAAGCUUUCAUAUCCUUAGAUUGUAUCUGAAAUCUUCAUAGCUUUGCCCACCUUUUAGGGUUCAGAGUUACUACCCAUUCAGUGUCGGUGGCCUUUAGCUGUUGGCAAGCUUCCAAGUAAAUAGCUCUUUUGCAAAGAUCUCUACCCUUUCUAUUCUUCCACUCCUGGGUAGUGGAGAACCAAAGUUCACCUGAUUAAUGCGCGUGCCCAGCACCCAGUUUCCUGCAGGGGUUAGCACGGAUAUUGGAGGCUCCCCCGACCCCACAGAUACUCGGGAUGGGGUAUUGGAGGGGGCUUGGUUUUUAAGAGGACAUGUGAAAGUAAUUAACCCGAUUUACAUUUGUAUAACGAGUCCAAACAUCACCUUGCAAAAGAACUGAGAGUUCAGCCUGCUUAAUGGAGUUUCUGCUUUUCACGGUCCUUGGCCUUACCGACGGUUUACAGUCCAGCCAGAUUUAGUUCACAAAAAAAAAAAACCAGGUCGACCUCACUGCAGUAUAUGAUGGCAGCGAGCGUUUUAAAGCGCAGGACCUUUAGUCUCCUCAAUAGUUUUGUCUAAAGUUGUCCAAAAGUGUUUUUUUUAAAGUGAGGUGAUCCAGUCGGUAAACGCUUUGAAAAAGAAUAGCUGUCCCCUGAGCGGGCAUUAGUAGCGUGUGAGGUCAGGGCCUAUUAUUGCGCGUGUUCGGAGCGCCGCGCUCGUCUAUGAGCGAGCGCCUCGGGUUGCGGCUGGGCCGGGCCGGGCCGGGGCGGGGCUGUCUUCCAGCGGAGCGUGGUGGGGGCGGGUCGCGCCGGGCCGGGCCGCUAGUGCGCAUGGGCGGGCGUCCUCAGCUCUAACAGCCUCCAGUUUCCACAAGCUGAGAGGGCCGUUACCUCAGAGAUACCCGUGGCUGGCAUGUCGGUUGAAAAAGCUCCCGGAAGGGAGACAAAGAGAAAGGAGAGGAGCAGCUCGUGAUCGUCCCCGGUAGUGAGUACGCGGCGAAGUAGGCAGCGGCGGAGGGAGCGCCGAUGAAGAUGGAUGUGACAGUGAAGGCCGCGGGCUGCUCCGACGACCUCAGCUCUGGGGAGGCCGACAUAGACCGAAAGCUCCUGGAGCUCACCGCUGACGAGGAGAAGUGCCGCAGCAUCCGCAGGCAGUACCGACAGCUCAUGUACUGCGUGCGGCAGAACCGGGAGGACAUCGUGAGCUCGGAGAACAACUCCUUAACCGAGGCUCUGGAGGAAGCCAACGUCCUGUUUGAUGGCGUGAGCCGAACCAGAGAAGCAGCCCUCGACGCCCAGUUUCUUGUUAUGGCUUCUGAUUUGGGUAAAGAAAAGGCAAAGCAGUUAAACUCAGAUAUGAACUUCUUCAAUCAGUUAGCAUUUUGUGACUUUCUGUUUCUGUUCGUGGGUCUGAAUUGGAUGGAAGGCGAUCCUGACAAGUUAAGUGAUGGUGAUGAUAGCAUAGCUCUUCCCUUCUGGAAGGCAAUAGAAAAGGAAGCAACAUCCUGGAUGGUAAAAGCUGAGACAUUCCAUUUUUUUUUUGGUUCAUUCAAGCUAGAACCUUCUGCACCAAAGCCCCGACUUGAACACCAGAAAAAAGUUCGCAAGAUGGAAGAAAAUGGGAACAUGCCCACAAAGUUGCGGAAGCUGGACCUGAGUAGUUAUCCAGAAGCGACAGAAAAAAACAUAGAAAGGAUUUUGGGAUUGUUGCAAACGUACUUUCGAAAGUAUCCUGAUACUCCUGUGUCCUAUUUUGAGUUUGUGAUUGAUCCAAACUCUUUUUCUCGUACUGUGGAGAAUAUAUUUUAUGUUUCUUUUAUUGUAAGAGAUGGUUUUGCAAGAAUAAGGCUUGAUGAAGACAGGCUGCCAAUAUUAGAGCCGAUGAAUGUUAACCAAAUGGGUGAGGGAAAUGAUUCCAGUUGCCAUGGCAGGAAACAGGGAGUUAUAUCUUUGACUUUACAGGAGUGGAAAAACAUUGUGGCAGCUUUUGAAAUUUCUGAGGCUAUGAUUACAUACUCCUCAUACUAAAGAUUUCUUAGUAUAGGAUCCUUUUUGUGUUUUUUUUCUAAAGUUAUCUCAGCUGGAGAGUAAAAUGUAAACUGAAGCACAUAUUCUAUCUCUUGUAAAGUGAAAAAGUAUUUUCAAGAACAUCAGACAUUGUUUUACUGUGCAGCAUAUUUUUCUUAGUAAUUUGUAAGGUCAUGAUCUUCUGUUAUUAAAUUCACUGGCAUAUUUAUGAGAGCGUUUUAUUGAAUGCCCUUUAAGACUAUUAAUAAAAACAAGUUUUGGAUACCAAA
This is a messenger RNA of Pongo pygmaeus (Bornean orangutan), 12781 nucleotides long. RefSeq names its product EP300 interacting inhibitor of differentiation 3 (gene EID3). Gene Ontology annotation, cellular component: nucleus; Smc5-Smc6 complex. Gene Ontology annotation, biological process: DNA repair. The record is from RefSeq and is a predicted model, not a curated record. The coding region runs from base 11511 to 12512 and encodes 333 amino acids. NCBI's taxonomy places the organism in Eukaryota, Metazoa, Chordata, Mammalia, Primates, Hominidae. The transcript has a single exon.